This is a messenger RNA of Parastagonospora nodorum SN15, 1065 nucleotides long. RefSeq lists its product as hypothetical. The transcript has 2 exons. NCBI's taxonomy places the organism in Eukaryota, Fungi, Ascomycota, Dothideomycetes, Pleosporales, Phaeosphaeriaceae. Bases 1 to 1065 code for a protein of 354 amino acids. The record is from RefSeq and is a predicted model, not a curated record. Gene Ontology annotation, cellular component: membrane. Gene Ontology annotation, molecular function: serine-type endopeptidase activity.
AUGUGCUAUUCUGCCGAGGACCACUUACUCGAGGAUGUCGCUCCUGAGCAUUUUCAGUGGCCCAACGUGAAGAUUCGCUAUCUCCGCCCGGCAAUUUGGGCACUUAUUGUCUCUGGAGGAAUCUUUACCGGUCUUGCUUACCUUGAAGCGAAGAAAGAGCUCAAAUCGAGAAAGUCGUCUGGAUGGCUAGAAGCGCCACAAUGGGGCAUGCAGAGGCGUACAGCGCCAACACCUACUGAACUUGCUACGCAAUGGUGGGGACGGCUCGACAACAUUUCGAAGUUAAGUUGUGGUAUCAUUGCUGCCAACAGCGCCGUCCACUUGACGAGCUUUGUGGCACCUCAAUUCUGGAACGCUUUAUGGCACACACCAGCCCGCAACGUCAACUACACUCAGUUCACAUCAAUGUUCGUGCAUUCUGGGCCAUUCCAUUUGUUCGUCAAUAUGUACGCCACCUACAACUUCAUGUUACCCGUAGGCUAUUCGCGUGCUUUCGAGGGCCAGCCAUAUCAUGUCCUGUCCUUUUUCCUUGCGACUGGAGUCCUUUCAGGCUUCGCACAGCACUGGGCAACUCUCAUAACGCCUUCAAAGAGAGCGAUACCUGAGAUCUUCAUCAAAAGUGGAGGUGCAAGUGGAGCACUUUUGGGCAUACUUGGUGCCUUCUGCAUGGAGUACCCUCACGCAGGAUUGGGCAUUAUGUUUAUUCCUGUGCACUUCGAAGCGCAAUACGUGUUGCCAGCUGUCAUGCUAUUCGACUUCAUUGGAAUGGUUCGCGGCUACUCGUUUGUGAACUUUGGACAUGCGGCAGGUUGCAAGUUUCUCCUCUCCCAGCAUAAGCUAAUUGUUGUCAGGCGCAUCUUUCCGGCACUUUGCUCGGAGUGGGUUAUUGCUACCUGGAUGGAAAGGACAAGAUCUGGAAGCCCCUUGUUCGGUUCUGGAAGCAAAGGCUGCAAUAGAAUAACAACAAGAAACGCACAUAGCAAACACGAGUCAACACAAGGCCGAAAUUCGCAACACCAAGACAGCGCAGCAUGGACGCUCCCGCAUUGCCAAUUGACAAUCUGA